This is a messenger RNA of Kazachstania africana CBS 2517, 2388 nucleotides long. RefSeq names its product flavin adenine dinucleotide transporter (gene FLC1). The coding region runs from base 1 to 2388 and encodes 795 amino acids. The record is from RefSeq and is a predicted model, not a curated record. The transcript has a single exon. NCBI's taxonomy places the organism in Eukaryota, Fungi, Ascomycota, Saccharomycetes, Saccharomycetales, Saccharomycetaceae. Gene Ontology annotation, biological process: fungal-type cell wall biogenesis; transmembrane transport.
AUGCAUUUGUCAAUAAUAUGGUGGCUAGUAGCUUCUGUCUACUUUUCAUUAGCUCAGGCUAAAAGAAGUCUGGUGGCAACUUCGUUAGUUACAUGUAUGGAAAAUUCCCAGGCAUCAGCAAGUACAUUCGACGUUACAUUCAACCCAAGUGAUAGAUCAUUACAUUAUUUUUUAGAUAUGACUACUCAAAUCAGUGGUUACGUUAGCGUCGAUGCAGAUGUCUACGCUUACGGCUUCAAAAUUAUCUCAAAAAGUAUCGAUGUCUGUUCCUUAGAUUGGAAACAAUUUUGUCCCAUGUCUCCAGGUAAUAUCGAAAUCGAAUCUAUUGAAUACAUUUCUGAAGAGUAUGUGAAUGAAAUUCCAGGUAUUGCUUAUACCGUUCCUGAUAUCGAUGCCUAUGCUAGAUUAAAUAUUUAUAACAAUGAGAGCGCAAAAGUUGCAUGUCUACAAGUUUUCUUCUCAAAUGGUAAAACGGUAUCCCAGAUUGGUAUUAAAUGGGCUGCUGCUGUCAUUGCAGGUAUUGGCUUACUAUUAUCUGCCGUUUUAUCCACCUUCGGUAAUUCCACAGCAGCAUCUCACAUAUCAGCAAAUACUAUGUCCCUUUUCUUAUAUUUCCAAUCUGUUGCCAUUGUCGCUUUACAACAUGUUCACAGAGUUCCACCAAUCGCUGAAGCUUGGUCUGAAAAUUUUGCUUGGGCUCUAGGUUUAAUCAGAACAACUUUUAUGCAGAAGAUUUUCCGUUGGUACGUUCAAAAUACUGGUGGGACACCUAGCCUGUAUUUAACUUCUACUACAAUGUCGGUCUUAACUCAAAGAAGUCUUGACUAUUUGAAACAAAGCAGCAUUUUCAAGAGAAGCACAAAUGUCCUUUAUGGUAAUUCAAAUACUUUAAUUUUUAGAGGUAUUAAGAGAAUGGCCUACAAUUUAAACAUUGAAAAUACUUCUGUCGUUUGUACUGGUUUUACCUUCUUCAUUAUUUGUGGUUACGUAUUAGCAGGGUUAUUCAUUGUCACUAAAUCUGUCAUAGAUCUUUGUAUUAGAGCCGGUUGGAUGAACCAAUCCAAAUUCUCUGAUUUCAGGAAAAAUUGGAAAACUAUGUUAAAAGGUGCUCUACUAAGAUAUAUUUACAUUGGUUUUGCACAAAUUACAAUAUUUGGUUUCUGGGAAUUCACUGAAAGAGAUUCUGCCGCCGUUAUAGUCAUCACAUGUUUACUAUUAGUCCUAGUCAUUGGUUUAAUGUUGUGGGCUGCUUACAGAUCUCAUUUUUUCGCUCAAAAAUCUAUUGAAACUUACAAUAACCCAGCCGCCCUAUUAUACGGUGAUGAACGUAUCUUACACAAAUAUGGUUUUUUUUACACAAUGUUCAAUGCCAACCAUUACUGGUGGAAUGUUUUAUUACUGAGUUAUGUCGCAGUGAAAUCUCUCUUCAUUGGUUUUGCACAAGCUUCUGGUAUGACACAAGCUUUGGCUAUUUUCAUCCUAGACUUGUUCUAUUUGAUUGCCGUCAUCCGUUACAAGCCUUAUUUGGAUACUCCAACAAAUAUUUUGAAUAUUUGUAUCUCCUUAGUCACAACUAUCAAUUCGUUUUUGUUCCUAUUCUUUUCUGAUUUGUUUGGACAACCAAACACUGUUCCCGCGAUUAUGGGGUGGGUAUACUUUAUUCUAAAUGCUGCUUUCUCCUUCAUCUUGCUGAUGAUGAUCUUGGCCUUUGCCGCUUUGGUGAUGCUUUCCAAGAACCCGGAUCUAAGAUUCAAACCUGCUAAGGACGAUAGAAGAUCAUUUCAAAGACGUUCGAUUAAGGCUGGAGAAGAUUCUUCCAACCCGGUUGACGAUGAAUUAAUGGCUUUAGGUAACGUUGCUAGAGAUCAUGAAGAUAACUGGGAGGAUGAGUUAGAAAAGAGAAACAGAGAUAACGUCUUUUCUGAUGACUACGAUGAAAAAUUCGCUUCAUAUAAUGCAAGUGGUAGUGAUGUAGCAAGAAAACCAACUUUCACUGAAAAACUAUUACGUAAAUUAUCUCUAAAGAAAGGACCUAAAAAUAGUUCAACAGAUUUGUUAGGACAAACUGAUGAUGUGGUAGGUCGUAACAACUCACAAGGCACUUUAUCAUCUAGUUCUAACGUUCCAAGCAGGCAAUAUCCAGGCACAUCGCACAAUAAACAUCAGUCUGUAUCAGGAAAUGGAUUAAUUGACUCUUUUGAAGAUGAACAAACUGAUAACCCAUUUAGCUUUGAUGACGAACCUCGUUUGGUAGAUGAUGAUUUUGAAGAUGUCUCAGCUAGAAAUCAUGAGCAGAAUAUGCAACGUGAUAUAAGCCUUGACACCAUGAAUGUCGGAAAUAAUCAUGCAACAACCAAAACAGACAUUCUCGAUUCAAAUUAUUUUUAA